Molecule: messenger RNA, 1176 nt
Organism: Desarmillaria tabescens
Lineage: Eukaryota; Fungi; Basidiomycota; Agaricomycetes; Agaricales; Physalacriaceae
Exons: 5
Coding region: 155-982 (275 amino acids)
Cellular component (GO): membrane
Source: RefSeq, a predicted model, not a curated record
GAACAUAUCGGCGGUCGGUCGGCAAAACGAUCGCGCAAUUUCAGUCGUCAUAAUCCGAGUCAUCUUUUUGAACCCAUCAAGAACCCAUUAGCAUGUCCAGCCUUCGUUAGUACCCUCAAAGUCGCGGCUCUCCUCUCAACCGCACUCUCAGGAAAUGCUCGUGAAUGCAGCUGCUGAAAAUGCACUGGGCACUCUAGGAACGGUCUGUUGGACUAUCCAACUGUUACCACAGAUCUGGAAGACCUGGCGUGAGAAAUCCACCGAAGGGCUCUCACCCUGGCUCGUGUGUGUUCUUCAUCUUAUCGUUAUCGCUCUCAGCCUGACAGAUCUUAUCCUACCUAGCCUUAUCUGGGGCCUUACUGCUAUAUUCCUAGGGGUGUACGCCAUCGUGCAAAAGCUCAGCAUCGCACUCAUAGUACAGCCCCAACUUUUUGGAACAUUAUCCUUGAUAUCAUGGGGACAGUGCCAAUACUACGACAACAACUGGUCUAUAAAACGUUCAGUCCUUGCGGUCGUAUCCAUCGUCUCCCUAAUAGGCGGUCUCCAAGCAGGAAUGGUAUUCGCCGUGCGACCCUCGUACGAACAUGGAAAUCACCGCGGUGUUGAUUUCUUCGGUGUCUUCGCCUCAGUCAUGCUCUCCGCCGGCCUUUUACCCCAAUUUUACGAGAUUUAUAAACACAAGGAAGUCAUCGGGAUUUCGAAACUCUUCAUGCUGGUUGAUUUGUUGGGAGGUGUUUUCUCUCUGCUGUCCUUGGUUUUUAGAGAUACCUUUGAUGUCCUUGCAGGGGUUGCAUAUAGCUUGGUCGUCGUUCUGGACGGAGGAGUUAUACUACUAGCAACGAUUCUCAACCCUCUCGCUCACAGACGGCGGCAACGUGCUGAAGAGGAAGCAUUGGAAAGCGGGGUCGAAACACCAACAGCAACUUCGACUCUGGAGAAACAUGACUUUGAUCCUAGUCCCUCGGAAAAGGUACCCGUGUAAUGAUUAGAUUGUAUAAUGUCUACAACGUAAGCUUAAUAAAUAGAGACGACAACAAUAAUAGAUCCUCCCUCGUCAUACUCGUGUACGCUCCUCAUCCGUGUUACUGCUGCUCUCGUCCGUUCCAAGUUUUGAGUGACCACGCGAGCUAGAGGUAUAGGUCAUUUCGUCGUCGUCAAACAAAAUAUUGUCGUCUU